Penicillium manginii is the source of this 639-nucleotide messenger RNA. RefSeq lists its product as uncharacterized. The transcript has a single exon. The record is from RefSeq and is a predicted model, not a curated record. NCBI's taxonomy places the organism in Eukaryota, Fungi, Ascomycota, Eurotiomycetes, Eurotiales, Aspergillaceae. The coding region runs from base 1 to 639 and encodes 212 amino acids.
AUGGCCCGGGCCGUACCAAUCGCCAUCCAGCAUACAUUUCGGCAACAGGAUAUCCAACGGGCCGAAUUAUGCCAGCAGGCGGAUGGGAGGGCCGGUCAGCAAUAUGAGGAUGAAGAGUUUUUGAUCCGUGAGAUUGAGAAGUGGGUUGAUCGUUGUUGGACAUGCAGCCAAGGAGGCCGUGACGAUGGACAUGAGAUGUGGAAGUGUUGGUAUGGUGAAGGGGGCAGCGGCAAGAUUGCGCAGGCCAGUAAGGAUUGGAUGGUCAAGAUUCGACGGCAGAUUUCGUACGAUGGGUUCACGGCGCAUUUUUGGUGUGGGAUGCCGCAGUAUAUAUGUCCGCGGAGCGAUCGGCGAACGGAGCAUAGUCCGCAGACGGUCCAGGCAUGUGAUGGAUAUCGUACGGCAUUGAUUCCGACGAUUGCGAUGAUGGUGCAUGGGCCCCAUGCCAAUGCAGUAAUCCGAGAACGGUGGUUCCAGCGAUUGAGUGAGCAUGGGGUGGAUAAUAUCCGGGCGAACGAUACAGAGUUGAUUCGGUAUUUGGGACAGAUGGCGCGGAAUUGUGGACGAAAGCGAGCGCAGAUUACGGAAGAGUUUAUUUGGUUACGGAGAGCAUAUCAAGGAGUUGAGCGUGGUGGGUAG